Messenger RNA from Podarcis lilfordi (Lilford's wall lizard), 297 nucleotides. Lineage: Eukaryota; Metazoa; Chordata; Lepidosauria; Squamata; Lacertidae. The record is from the annotation of a GenBank genome assembly.
AUGGAGCAGAAAAUCAAAGGCAGAUUAUACAGAUGUGGCAAUUUGAAGGAUCAUUGCCUCCGUCCUCGUUGCAACGGCGGCAGCUGGAAUUGCCGCGCCGCCCGCCGAGGGCAGGAGGAGGAGGAGGAGGAGGAGAAGGCGAAGGGAGCGGAGCCUGCCGGGCCAGGACUGGCCCCCGACGGCACCGGAGACCGCGCCCUGCGCUGGGCUUCCCGGGGCGCGUCCGGGCAGCAGCUGCGCCCUGGGCGCACGGGCUCGACGGCGCCGCUGCCCUCGCCCUGUGCCCGGCGCGCUUGA